Linepithema humile (Argentine ant) is the source of this 516-nucleotide messenger RNA. RefSeq lists its product as uncharacterized. The record is from RefSeq and is a predicted model, not a curated record. Lineage: Eukaryota; Metazoa; Arthropoda; Insecta; Hymenoptera; Formicidae.
AUGAAGUACCUUGGCCUCACCCUGGAUGGACUCUGGAAGUUUACUCAGCAUUUCGAUGCUGUCGCUCCCAGAGUGGACAGGAUGGCGAACGCUUUGUGCCGCCUCCUGCCCAAUCUCGGCGGUCCGGGUGCCAAAGUGAGGCACCUAUACGCGAACACCGUCCGGUCGGUGUCCCUUUACGGGGCACCGAUUUGGGCAGAGGACUUGAUGGCCAAUAAACGCGUCAUGGCCUUGGUCAGGAAGGCGGACAGGCGCAUGGCCAUCAGAGUCGCCCGGUGUUACCGGACGGUGUCGUACGUGGCGGCCACGACCCUGGCGGGGGUGCUUCCGUUCGACCUAGUCGCUGCUUCGCGUGCCGAAGCAUAUCGGUGCGCGAUUGAGGUCGGACGGAGCGGUAUUGCCCCCGAAAAUAUCCCCAGGAAAGUGGAGAGAGAAGGCCAGGGCCCGGAGGUGGGCGCUCAAGGAGUGGAGACACCAACUGGGCGAACACACUACUCCGGGUCUUCCUGGAAUUAG